Girardinichthys multiradiatus is the source of this 2397-nucleotide messenger RNA. It is a transcript of the gene glis1a, whose product is annotated as zinc finger protein GLIS1. The transcript is spliced from 9 exons. Gene Ontology annotation, biological process: regulation of transcription by RNA polymerase II. The record is from RefSeq and is a predicted model, not a curated record. Gene Ontology annotation, cellular component: nucleus. The coding region runs from base 292 to 2115 and encodes 607 amino acids. Lineage: Eukaryota; Metazoa; Chordata; Actinopteri; Cyprinodontiformes; Goodeidae. Gene Ontology annotation, molecular function: DNA-binding transcription factor activity, RNA polymerase II-specific; RNA polymerase II cis-regulatory region sequence-specific DNA binding.
CGAGGGGAGCGCGCCGCAGUGACGGGACUACAGUCCGCGUGCAGCCAGCGCGAGAACGACACCUAUAACGACGCUGAAUUCCUGGACGUGAUACGCGUUGGGUGAUAACUGACCAAGCUGCAAUUUGGAGCAAAUGAGACAAGAUUACCUCUCUAGAAGAUGCCAUCCACUUCUCAUUCACCAUGUUGGAAGGGCACUAUGGAAGGUUUUACCCCCAGUGGUUUGUUAAGGUUGUUCUAAAAAGAUCUGUAGUUUUAUCAGCAGGGUCUCUUGGAGGUAGAGGUGGUUGGUAUGUGGCCCCCUGACCUUGGCCCUCCAGAUGUGCAGCUCACUUUUCCCAGUUUUGGGAAUGUGUUUGAGGAAGCUGAGGAGCUUCAGGCGCCGGUGUCCUUUGGGGGCCUCUGCCAGCCGUCACUACAUCGAGGAGGUCUGUGCUCCCUUCCCAGGACCUCACUGGGAUGUAACCCCAAUUCCCUGCUCAGCUGUAAGACAGCAGGACCCCACUUAGAAAAGACUGUGGAGGAUUUUGUCAUUACAGGUCAAACAGACCUAAAAGCCAACAGUCAAAGCGUCAGCUGCUACCCUCAGCCCUCCCUUCCUAUUUCCUACAUGCUGACCAGUUGUGCCAAGUCUCCAUCUUUUGAAUCUUUACAUUCAUCCCUUUCCUCCUCUUCAUUAUCUACAGUUCUUACCUCACACGUGCCUUAUUCUGAGUACCAUCAUAAAGUGUCUGCACAACAGCGUAAUCUACAGGAGGAUUACUGUUCAAUUAAACAAGAACCUCUAGAUGAUUUCUCGCCGUGUCAAAGGGAGUCAUUUCAAAUAAACAAUCAGCAGGAGGAACUGUUCGGUCUUGGCCAGCAUCCUCGGGGUAGCAAUGCACAGUACAGUAGCCAGUCCCCUCUUCACUCCCCCAGCCUCAAUAGACCAUCAGGAAAAGACCUCACGUUGGACCAGCAGGAGCAGUCGUGCCAUUGGAUUGACUGCAGAGCCACCUACAGCAGCCAGGAGGAGCUGGUGAGGCACAUUGAAAAGGUGCACAUCGAUCAGCGUAAAGGGGAGGAGUUUGCAUGUUUUUGGACCGGCUGUGUCAGACGGCAUAAACCCUUCAACGCUCGCUACAAGCUUCUCAUCCACAUGAGGGUUCAUUCUGGAGAAAAACCCAAUAAAUGCAUGUUUGAAGGCUGCUCCAAGGCAUUUUCACGUCUGGAGAACCUAAAGAUCCACUUGAGGAGCCAUACAGGAGAAAAACCAUAUAUCUGCCAACACCCAGGUUGUGUAAAGGCCUUCAGCAACUCCAGUGACCGGGCCAAACACCAGCGCACCCACCUGGACACAAAGCCGUAUGCCUGUCAGAUCCCUGGAUGUACCAAACGUUACACAGACCCUAGCUCAUUAAGGAAGCAUGUCAAAGCUCAUUCUGCCAAAGGCCUGCAGGAGAGGGAGAUCAAGGCUCGUGUGCAUACCGUGUUGGAAUCAGACAUUUUGAGCGAUUGUUUGGCGAGGCAGCAUCUCCACAGUUCAGCCUGUUCCCACCAGGAAAAGAGCUCACCUCUACCAGCCUUAGAUGACUUCACAGGUGUCUACUCAAACAGAAACUCAUCCCACAGCAGUGGAAAUCAAGAUCUGUUGCCACCAUCUGGAGAUAGCUGCUCCCGUUACCCAGGCCUGGAGGGCAACUUUGAUGCUAACAGUCCAGUAUCUUCACUGACAAGCCUGGGCAGCAUGAGAGAUGGGCAAAGAUCGACACCCAUGUUUGAGUCUGCUGAGCAGCGACCAGUGAGCUCUUCCUCAAAAAGAUGUGACAUUCAGCUCCAGGGUUUCCAGAAAACCUUCAGUCAUCAGCAGUCAGUGUUCUUGCAGCACCAGCCAGAAUGUGGCUAUCAAGAGGGAAAGGUGGUUCCUCCAGUUAGCAAUGGAGGCUUUGAACCUGCCAGUUACUUCACAAACCCAUCUGCCUCUCACUCUGCAGGGUUUGACUUGCUGCAGGACAUGCAAGGCCAAGUUGAGGAUGAUUAUUCCUCAUCUCCAUGCCCAGAGGACAGCUUCCUCUUUCAGAGUGGAGGUGUGGACCGCUGCCUAAGUCAGAUCUACUCCAUCUACUUGGAUUCAUGAUGAAAAACUGAACAUAAUGUCUAUAAAGACCAAGUGAAAUGCAGCAUAAAGGAUCAUUUAUCUAUUGUACAAUAUGUGUCAUUCCAGGAUUAUUCUUCUUUAAUUGUACACAAAUAACUGGAGAGAGGGAGACUUCCGGGCAAACUGACAUGCAUGAUUGAGCAAAACAGGACAUCUGCUACCAAUAUACAGAAGUACAGUGCCUUGCGAAGGUACUCGGCCCCCUUGAACUUUUCAACCUCUUGCCACAUUUCAGGCUUCAAACAUAAAGAUAUAAAAUUC